This is a messenger RNA of Racocetra persica, 571 nucleotides long. Lineage: Eukaryota; Fungi; Glomeromycota; Glomeromycetes; Diversisporales; Gigasporaceae. The record is from the annotation of a GenBank genome assembly.
ACACAAAGAACAUUGGGGAUUUACCGAAAAUGACCAUUGGAAUAAUCAAAACAAGGAGAAACUUCAGAGAACCCUUCAAGAGUUUAUUCACAGAAACAUAAACAAUGUUUAUAGUGAAACCUAUAGGAAUCAAGAUGCGUACUUUAUAGUUGACUCUGUAUCUCAUAACGGUGUUAUAAUUUACCGUGGAGGAGAUAAAGAUUAUCAACUAUGGUCUGGAUGGAAACUGAGUGAUACUCAAUACAACCAAGUAACACAACCACCAUUCAAAUUAUGUGCAGUCGUACUUACAGUAUAUGAAGACAUCCUUGAUGGAAUUGCCAACUCGGAAGUUGAAAGGGAUGAUUUACUUAAACGAUUUUUAAAAGUUUACUUGCAUGAUAAAAACAGUUAUAGUGAUGAAGUAUAUAACCAAAUUGCAGAUUUUUUUGAACUGGCUGAAAGUUACAUUCCAUUAUCGUUUGAAGGAAGAGAUGAAGUGACACCAGAAGACAAUUAUGAACUUGACUACGAAAAAAUAAAGAAGAAGGCAAAAGAUAUUUUGGGGGCACUUGAAAAAUUAGCAAUUUGA